Molecule: messenger RNA, 1323 nt
Organism: [Candida] anglica
Lineage: Eukaryota; Fungi; Ascomycota; Pichiomycetes; Serinales; Debaryomycetaceae
Source: the annotation of a GenBank genome assembly
AUGGGAAAUUCCGGUAAGAGAAAGGGGAAGCGUACACGUAAGAAGCGGAGAUACUUAACAGAGAAGCCUCCCGCGAAGAAAGCCGCAACUUCAGACGUUUCUUCACUUCUUUCCACCAAAAUUGGACAGGAGAAUAGUUUGUUUGUGGACACCAAUAUUAAAACGUUAUAUAGAUGGGAUCUUAUAGAACCUGAGUCCCGAAAUGAACCGCAGAGAUCAUCCGGUAUGGUACCACUGCUCACGCGAAUUUGCGCCGAUACUGUAGCUCAAAAUGUAUCACAGCUCCAUCCAUCGUAUCUAGACUCUAGUUGGACCGUGUGGAAACACGUUUGGUUAUGUAUCUUGGAACGGAAACUAGAUUCUCCAGCUGUGUUUGGAAUGUUUGUCCGCCAGUUUGGAAAGGAACCCACCUUCAGAUGUCAUAGAUCCGAUACUAGCUCAACUAGACUGACGGCAUUACAAGGCUCACUCAUCCCCAGUAACAGUAAAGUUCUCCAUAGAAUGGAAAAUAUCUUCUCAAAUGUAUCUUUAAAGGACUUUGCUCACUAUGUAUCACAUAACCUGCUUGGUCUUGCUCUAGACAUGUCUUCAAGACUUUCCAGAACUAUGGAUAUUCAUUUAAUCCUACAUUUCAAGACCUUGACGGCAUUAGACUUAUCUUAUCUGGAUAUGGAUGAUCUGUUUCUCAAGAGCCUUAGCAUUGCCCUUGACGAUAAACUACACCAAUUGAGAGUAUUGGUUCUUCAUAAAUGUCCCAGAAUGAGCUCACAGGCCAUUUCACAACUCAUGCAGCUGCCCACAAACUCUUUGGAUUAUAUAGAGUGCAACCACCGGUUGGUGGAAGGAUCAGAAUUUGCAUCCCAUCUCAGUGUUACUCCAACCAACAACCCUCUUUAUGUGGAACAUACAAAUUGGAAAUAUAUUGGUACCAAUAUCCUUUCCCGACUCCCAUUGGGACUUAAAACUUAUGCGUUACAUAACAGACACGCGGUCCCUUUAUCAACCAGAAUCUUGUAUGAUGUCAUGGUAUACGAUGAAGAAUAUCAAUCACCGGAUCAAAUGCCUUACACAUGGAAAGAGAGAAUUAUCCGUAGAAAUCAAAACCCAAAUAUUAUUAGUUAUAUAAGGGACAGACUGCAUCACGUUAACCCCCCCACACCGGCUGUGGCGACAAAGACUACUAUAACUACUUCAGAACCAAACCCACCGAAAACCAUAUUCAAAGUUUCAAGGAAGCUCCGACCGUCUAAUGACCCCCGCACGAUUAAAAGAGCUAAACCCAUUUCAAAAAAGACGAACGUUAGUGAAUUUUUUGAAAUAUAA